AGCAAAUUUAAUCUUGUUUCAGAUACUAAAUAUCAGGCAACAGUGAUUAGAACUCACCCGAUGAUUGUGAUGGGUUGUCCUGGAUAUCAGAAGACUUUUGAUGAUUGUGAUGGAUAUCAAAAGACUUGUGAUGAUUGUCUGAAGGCUAGUGACAUUGAUAGAUGUAAGAAAGAUAAAGUUAAGGAGGCAAUUUUGACUUGUAAUCAGUUAAAAGCUGAACAAAGAACAGUGACCAAUACACCAAGAAAGUUAAGUGAUGAAACAACAUCCAGUGUUAUCAAAGAUAAGGAGAAGAAUAAUUUGUGUCUAGAAAGUGGUUCAGAUGAAUAUGUCAGCAUGGGACCAAGUGAGGAAAAACCAGUUUGGAGUGAGAAGUAUGAUGAUGGCAAACCACAGCCACAGUCUUUUCAAAGCAAAGAACAACAUAUCAAUGUAGUAAGCAACGUGAAUGGUAAGUUCUUUGAUUUUGUAACUCAUGUGCUCACAGAUGAUCUUUUCUGA
This is a messenger RNA of Ruditapes philippinarum (Manila clam), 501 nucleotides long. RefSeq lists its product as uncharacterized. The coding region runs from base 61 to 501 and encodes 146 amino acids. Lineage: Eukaryota; Metazoa; Mollusca; Bivalvia; Venerida; Veneridae. The transcript has 4 exons. The record is from RefSeq and is a predicted model, not a curated record.